AUGGAAGAAGAGACCGUCUCACUUAUUAUUGAAGAUGAACAGAUACUGGUUGACAAACAGACAUUGGUAAACCACAGUCAAUAUUUCCGCGCCAUGUUCUCUUCUGGCAUGCGUGAAUCUACACAGAAGUCCGUCGUGCUCCAUGACGUCACCGUCGACGUCAUCAGAAAACUGCUCAACUUCUUUCAGACCGGUCAGCUGACGUUUGAACAAUCAGGUACUCAAGAAAUCCUGACGACGGCGAUAUUCUUACAGAUGGAUGACGUCAUCAGUCAUGCAAAGAUGAGCGUAACGGUUGAAAAUGCAGCUGAAAUGUUUGAAGUUGCCGACCUGCACUUUCUUCCCGAUCUCGAGAAAGCUACUUUAAGACAUCUCAGUAUCAAUUAUCUUGAGUUGCUACGGUCUAACACCUUUGAAAGACUGACAGAAGAACAACAGGAAGCUGUUCGGUCCCUCCGAUUCGGCGGCAAAGACACCAUAUGCACAAUCGGGUCAUACGACAAAGAUGUACAUCUGACGCAAGACGCCCCACGAACAAUGCACCUCUUGGACGUGCAAACUGGCGAUUGGACGCCAUAUUGCGAUGUCCCGUCGUCUUUUUCAACCAACGCAUGCGGUGUAGCCUCCCUGCACAACUACCUGUUUCUCACGGGCGGUUUUACCUCCUUCAAAAGCGACCAGAUGCAGAAAUCUUCCAUUUGUUUCGACGUAUUAACACACAAGUGGACACCGUUUGCAGCAAUGACUGACUCAAGAGCUAACUUCGCAUUUAUCGGUCUAGGAAAUACUCUUUACGCCAUAGGCGGCAACCAACUGUGCAGAUCGUGUGGGUCAAACACUAAAGCCUUAGCUUCAGUGGAAGCUUACGAUUUACGCAAAGGCUCGUGGAAAAGACUCGAGCCUCUUCCUACUGAUAUGAUUAAGCCUUGUGUAGCUGUUUGUAUGGGGAAGAUAUACAUUACUUUAUCAUUUGAUAACGGAGAGAAAUUGUACACACUGUUACAGUGUACUGGGCAGUGGAGAAGAGUUAGCACGGUUAGAAAGAGCCGUUUUGUCUUUAGCAUGUCAUCCGUGCAUGAUACGCUGUACCUGAUUGGUGGAAGGCCCGGGGAUUUCUCAUGCUACAAUGUAACCACCGGCCAAUGGUCGACCUUGUUUAAAUCGUAUUCGGAACAGUAUCUUGACGAUUGCGUGUCUCUUGGUGAUACGGUUUUUAUGGUGAGUUCGAACGCGACUCAAUGUUACAAUGUGAAAUCGCGACUUUGGGAUUGUUACAGAAUUCCCGGGUCGCCCACCAAUGGUUACAUGAGAACCAGAGUCAUCAACAUCUCACCACGUAACAUCAGUAAACUAGAGAUAGAGCACGAGAAAUAA
Messenger RNA from Branchiostoma belcheri (Belcher's lancelet), 1374 nucleotides. RefSeq names its product kelch-like protein 42. Lineage: Eukaryota; Metazoa; Chordata; Leptocardii; Amphioxiformes; Branchiostomatidae. Gene Ontology annotation, molecular function: protein binding. The transcript has a single exon. Bases 1 to 1374 code for a protein of 457 amino acids. The record is from RefSeq and is a predicted model, not a curated record.